AAUUUUUUGUUGUUAUAAACAAGCUUAUACUUUACUGGCUAUGGAGGAAGGUUUAUUGGCUUCAAAAGAGAUGUUGAAUCAAGUUAUAAUCUUGCAAGAUUUUUUUCGAUUACACGUUCAAAGUAGACGUGAAGGGAAAAAUGUAAGUUUAAAACGACUAAGCAUUGUUCAAGAAAUAUUAAAAACCGAAAGGAGUUACCUUCUUGGCCUUAAAAUUGCUGUUAAACCUUAUGGGAAUGCUCUAUAUGAAUAUAUAAUAGAGAAAUCUGCCGGUGGCCUUCAAGCAAAACAAGGCGAUUCACUUAGCACUCUCAUUUCCGAGCUUGCUCACUUGGAACGCAAGCACACCAUUUCCUUAGAAAAGCUAUCCACGCUGGUUGAGUGUUGGAGUGAAAGUACGUGCAUUGGCCAACUUUUUUGUGAAAUGGAGCCGUGGUUGAAUCUUUAUGUUCGUUAUUGCGCUUUCUUUUUGAAAGGAAGCGAACAGUUGGAUGUCCUUUUACUUGAGGAGAGUUUUUUUUUAAAGCAUGAAGAGGUUCGGCAUCUCCCUCUUUGCAAGAAGAAGCCGCUUAAGAGCUUUUUGCUUAUGCCUAUUCAGAGGAUUCCGCACUAUGUAUUGCUGUUCAAAGAGCUUUUACUUAAAACAGAUCACUCGAAUCCGGAUUUUGGUCCACUAGAGAGGGUGCUGACUUUAUUUAAGGAUCUCGCGGCCUCUAUGAAUCGACAACUAAUUCUUUACGAAAACACACAGAAUCUGAUCGCGCUUCGUGCGCGCUUUACCGAAACGAAACUCGCUGCACCCUGCAAGAGACUACUGACAACCGGUCUCUUUAUUAAAGAUGGCGUUCUGCACUGCAGGGGGCGCCCCCACAAGGAGAUAAAGUUAGCCUAUCUCGUGCUUUUCAGCGGAGCGCUUCUACACGGCCCCGCCAAGUCCAAGUUUUCAUUUUCAACGUUGCGACUUGGAAUGCAUAAAGUUAGGAACACGGCAAGUGGUUUUUCUUGCAUCCGACUUGGAGGCGCCGUGGUGGAAAGGAAAGGGAACACGCUUGCCAUCACCGCAUCUACCACCUCACUGACUCUUGUUUUUAGCUGCAGAGAGCAGAAGCUAUUAGACGAAUGGAGUGCGGCGUUUAAGCUCUCCCUCGAGCGCGUGGAUCCUCAAUUAGAGCAGGAACUGCUCUCGCCGUGCCUUGAAAACCUGCUGACUACUUGUUCUAGCGUGGAUUUUUACGGGGAACCGAAACAACCACUUUCCGAUUCAAGCGGAGUGAGAAGAUCGCAGUCUGUCUUGAGCUUUUUGCGGAUGCAGCUCAACAGGGCCCACUUUUUGGGGAAAGAGAAGAAAGUACGAUGUUAUACACCCGACUGAGCACGUAACCAUUCUUCUCUUUUCCACUUCAGCUUAACGCACCCUAAUAAGACGCACAUGAACGGCUGUCAGGGUUUAUGACUUCUAUAAAGAAGCAUGCU
Messenger RNA from Zophobas morio, 1473 nucleotides. Its product is annotated as guanine exchange factor for Rac 30-like. The record is from RefSeq and is a predicted model, not a curated record. Bases 41 to 1372 code for a protein of 443 amino acids. The transcript has 14 exons. NCBI's taxonomy places the organism in Eukaryota, Metazoa, Arthropoda, Insecta, Coleoptera, Tenebrionidae. Gene Ontology annotation, molecular function: guanyl-nucleotide exchange factor activity. Gene Ontology annotation, cellular component: cytoplasm.